AUGUCAGGUAUUGACUACUCCAAAUGGGACAAGUUCUGCGAAAGCGACGAGUCCGACGGCAGCGAAGGGGCGUCGGGAAGGCCCAGCGUCACUCGGCUGCAGUACCCAUCGCGUGUCACCGUUGGCCCAAAUGGUGUGCAUAUGGAGACCGUUCCCCCAAAGGCAACAGCCUCACCGUUCAAUGGGACAAGUGACGUCACACUCACAAACUGCGCCAUUCCUACUACAACGGCUUCUGCUGCUGAUGCUGCUGCGUCUUGUAAUUCGAGUGUUGUACCGCCCUCAGUGCCAAAAAGCCGCCAAGACGAUGAGAUGGAGGAAGACGAGAUGAUGUACCGUAACCUGACACGCAACGGGGCGCAUGAAGGAGAGUCACACAUUUGGUCGCAGACACAGGACACGGCCUCCGUCAGCUUCAUCCUGCCCACGAUGCAAACCAAGGGAAAGGACAUCUACAACUUCCGCCUCUGCGCGGAGGAGCAGCCAGACCGCACCUCCUUGUGCGUGCUGUCCUUUGGAGUGCGAGGCCUCCAGGGCGAGCGUCGCUUCGUCUUCCGCUAUCCGGUGAAGGUCGACGACGAGGUUGUGGAGGGUUGCUGGCAGCUACACUCGCUUACUACCAAGUCCAUGCGCCUCAUGGUUGUGCAGUUAGUAAAGGAGCCGGUGGGAGUGGGGAUGUCGCUCUGGUGGGACAAGUGCUUCCUCACGGACCAGACGACAGUCGAUACAACGAAGAUAUCUGGCAGGAGCGACGCCGCGGCAGCACGUGCCGAGCAGUUCCAGAAGACGUGGGAAGAGGCGCAUGCGGAAUUCAAGAACCGGAUAAGCGAGCGCCAGGGCAGGCAGAUCAUCAUUGAAGGCGCUGAUAAUUGCGAGGGUGGUGACGACAACGAGUAA
Trypanosoma grayi is the source of this 897-nucleotide messenger RNA. Its product is annotated as Low complexity protein. Bases 1 to 897 code for a protein of 298 amino acids. The transcript has a single exon. The record is from RefSeq and is a predicted model, not a curated record. NCBI's taxonomy places the organism in Eukaryota, Euglenozoa, Kinetoplastea, Trypanosomatida, Trypanosomatidae.